This is a messenger RNA of Dichomitus squalens LYAD-421 SS1, 1059 nucleotides long. RefSeq lists its product as uncharacterized. NCBI's taxonomy places the organism in Eukaryota, Fungi, Basidiomycota, Agaricomycetes, Polyporales, Polyporaceae. The record is from RefSeq and is a predicted model, not a curated record. Bases 1 to 1059 code for a protein of 352 amino acids. The transcript has a single exon.
AUGCCGCCGCACCUUUCUUCCCUUCGCACUCAGAUGUUGCCUGCUGAAAUCAUCUUCGACGUCGUCCGCGAAGCCUGGUUGACCAUCGUCAAUGGUGACUGGGCCCUCCGUUGGGACUUCUACAACUCAAUCUCCAUGGUCUCCCACUCAUUCAACGGUGCUAUGCAGAACGCCGCACUGCGAAUCGUCGCGAUACGCACCCCGGAGGAUUUCAAAGCCUACAGGUGUCUCGUCAAGCGUCGCUGGGGCCUCGACCCGGAUUACGAAGGCGACAACGAGCGCGUCCACCCGGACGCCACAGGGUUCUUCGUUCGUUCCGAGCUGCACAUCGUCCUCGCGGACUGGAUAUGCCCCGGCUCCGGCUUCCAGUACCGAACGGACUACGUGCGGAUCGCUCGCUACAUCCCGGCCUGCAAGUCCUUACACGUGCUCGUCAAAGAGCUGCCGUCGAACGAUCAGUACACGCUCCCCUACCAGCCGCUGUUCCACUUCCUGUCACAAUACCCGGACACGCGCCGCAUGUCCCUCCGCUGGACGUACACGCACAGCAAUCGCUACAUCCUCCCGAAGUUUUCUGUAGAAGGGGUGACGUACUUGCGCGUGCGCGAGUUUCCUCGGUGCAUAUGCCAUAACCACCGUCCGUCGCCUCCACCCGGGAAGCGGCACUACGACGACUGCUUCUCGUAUUACCUCAUGACGCUCUUCCCAAACCUGUCUCACCUGCACAUCGACACGCCUUACUUCCUGAAGAACCUCACUACGCCGCCGAACGUCACGCUUGUCACCAUCGAGGUGCCACCCGUCCACUACAGCACGUCGCACGGACAGUUCAGCUCCCUGUCCGCGUGGAACAUCGUCUCCGCGCUGACGCUCGGUUUCUUCAAGACACGCGUCGAUCCUGAGGAGGAGAACCCGCCACCGCCGCGGCGGAGGAAGAUCAUUGUCAAUACAGGCCCGCAAGAGCCCCAAGGGUGGGCUGUGGCUGUGGCUGCCUGCAAGGCACACAACGUCGAGCUCGAGCUCCGUAGGGUGUAUAAUAACCCAGUACGCGAUAAAUGA